Messenger RNA from Aspergillus oryzae RIB40, 1047 nucleotides. Its product is annotated as sterol desaturase family protein. The transcript has a single exon. Gene Ontology annotation, biological process: ergosterol biosynthetic process. Gene Ontology annotation, molecular function: C-4 methylsterol oxidase activity; iron ion binding. The record is from RefSeq and is a predicted model, not a curated record. Lineage: Eukaryota; Fungi; Ascomycota; Eurotiomycetes; Eurotiales; Aspergillaceae. Bases 1 to 1047 code for a protein of 348 amino acids.
AUGAGUGGCCAUCUGAACCCAAAGGACUCCAUGAAGUCCACAUGGCGUCGGCUAGACCGCGCCGACUGGAGCAUCUUCCACUGGUUCUAUGAGAUACUCGGCAUCCAUCCGAUAGCUUUGGAUAAAGAAGUGCCUGUCCACAAUAAGGAAGAGAAGGUGCCCUACAUGCCGGAAUGGCAUCUGCACUGCUGGGUACUCAUCCACGCAUUCAUCCCUCUCGCCAUCCAUCACGUCUACACAUCCUAUACUGGUCACAACCUAAGCCCCCUGGCCGCCUUCGUCUUUUAUAGCGCGGCCUUCAAGGCCAUCGCCAUUCAUGAAAUACACAUCCUUCGGCGGUUGGGCCACACCCUGGGAUUCCUCGAUGGCGACCAACACGAGCGGGAUGGGGUGCCGGAUGUCGGCGUGAAAAAGGUCGUCCACUCCCUGGUUUCGACAUCCACCUUUCGCCCUAUGUUCACCGUGUUCCUCAGCUAUCGAGCCAGCCAACCCCCUUCGACUAUGAAUUGGCUCUGGCUCCCCCUCGAAGCCGGGCUCUACGGAAUCAUUCUCGACUUUUGGUUUUAUUGGUACCACCGGUUGAUGCACGAGAUGAACGGGCUCUGGAAAUACCACCGGACUCACCACCUGACCAAGCACCCCAAUCCACUCUUGACACUGUACGCCGAUACCGAACAGGAGUUUUUCGAUAUCGCUGGUAUCCCGCUCAUGACCUACUUCAGCAUGAAGCUCAUGGGUUUCCCUAUGGGUUUCUACGAGUGGUGGAUUUGCCACCAGUAUGUUGUUUUCGCCGAGGUCGCGGGCCACAGUGGCCUCCGCCUGCACACCGUACCGCCCAACACCCUCUCUUGGUUCCUCCGGAUCUUUAACGCUGAACUUAUCAUUGAAGACCAUGAUAUCCACCACCGCCGGGGAUGGAAGAAGAGCGCAAACUACGGCAAACAAACCCGUCUGUGGGAUCGUGUGUUCGGCACAUGCGGUGAUCGGGUCGAAUGCUACAGGGAUAAUAUCGAUUACGAUAACCAGAUUUCUAUGCCGCUGCUUUGA